Cylindrotheca closterium is the source of this 2898-nucleotide messenger RNA. The record is from the annotation of a GenBank genome assembly. Lineage: Eukaryota; Bacillariophyta; Bacillariophyceae; Bacillariales; Bacillariaceae.
AUGAUGUUUAUGCAGGCCAAUUUUUCAUUGGGUUUGGACGAUGUUGAUGGCUCCGAGGAGCCUCGGAGAUUCGCAAGUCUUCCAUGUAAGACUCUUCUAGCAUAUGGUGGCGAUGAUGGCACAGUCACUUGUCUUGAUGAAAAAGACAACACAUUUCAUGCUGUGCAGCGCUUUGAUGACUGCGUCCGCGCCGUUGCAGUUUCGGAAGAUGGUAAACGAGUUGCGGUCGGGUUCGAUAGCGGCGAGAUUGAAAUAUUUCACUAUGACACGUUCGAAUUGGAAAAGGCGUCUCGACACCCUUUUGCUGAAAUCAAUGAAAAAGCAAAUGACGACGACCUUUUAUCUCAAGGGUUCUCCGAUUGUCACAAAGCUUCUGUCGGAGGGCCUCAAUUUGAUGCUCCAAUCCGAGAUCUGCAGUUUUUGAGAGGAACAUCACCCACCUUUUGGUUGAUUGUUGCCCACGAGUCAGGAAUGAGCAUUGUCGACGUAACUACAAUAGAUUCUAUGUCCUCACGUGUCUUGGAGCGAGAGAGCCGAGAUGCACAUGGGCAAUGCGGCAUCCGGGGUGUAUGUCAGCGUCCAGACUCAUCUCAAAUUGUAAGCUUGUCCAUGGAUGGCAAGUUGUGCUUGUGGAAUACAGAUCUUGUGGACCACAAAAUGCCUUCAUUCAAGCUUGCGCAGUUUGAAACAAACAGGUGUAUUGCCAAGCAAGACGCGGGGGAAAUCCAUGGCGCAGAUGCCUGUGAACGAUCUUAUCGUCCUGUACUCCAUGGGGACGUAUUGGCAACGCCUGGUCGACUUACUCCGUUGGUGCACUAUUUGGGUAAAGAAAGCCGAAUCAUGGAAGUGAAAGAUUGCGAUACCAACCGACACAUUGAACCAGUCGUUUCAUUGGUUUUUCUCAGCAGUGAUUUUAUGAUUUCCAGUGGCCGUGACUGUAGAAUGGUGCUCUGGAAAUGUGACUUCGACAAAUUUGCCUUGAGUUCGGUUGCGAGCAUCACUUCGACUUCGGUUGUUACUGCAUUCCAUGCGAGGGAAAUGGGGAGUAUUUAUGCAGCCUGUACGAAAGGAACUUGCAUUCAAUUGAACGUCGAACAGCGCUCCGUCGAGUCGAAAUUACCAAAGGAUUCAGAUUCUCCACGGAAUCACAUUUCCGAAACUCUAGCAUGCAGUAACGAACUGAAAAAAAAGAGUAGCUCCGAACAUGGUUUCUGUGUUCACGAAGGUGCUCACUCAGAGUAUGUAGACGAUGAAGCAAGUGUUGACAGCCCUAGCCGGAAUGGGACAAAAUCUGACACGCCAACUGGAUUCAGCCAAGGGGAGCAGAAGAAAGGUUCAAACGAAGAGUUGGGAAGCGAAGACGAAAGCGAAGCAGAAGAGAUCAAUGCACCCAAUAAUUUGCUUUCUCAACUGGUAAGAGAAGAAACGCCACAGCCACCAUUUUCAGUCUCGUCCACUCCGUUGGAUUUGGCUCGUCGAUAUCUUUGCUGGAAUCACAUCGGAUCCGUGACUAUUCUAAACGGAACUGAAGGCGCAAGUCAUCGCAGCACGGUUGAUAUCAGCUUCACUGACUCUGCAUACAAGCGCCCGGUUAGCUUUACUGAUAACACUGGAUUUAUUGUCGGAUCUUUGGGGGAAGAUGGAGCAAUUUUUGCAUCUGAUCUUCAAAAAGAUGACGACGACGGUUUAGACGAGAGAAAUCUAAGAGGGCUACAAAUAUCCGAACAGACACUACAGGCAGUAAAGAGAAGUCAAAGGAAGCGAAUCGAACAAAAUGCGAAGCCAACAGGAUCUAGCAUCUUUUUCUACCGAUUUGAAACGCUUGGAGCCCUCCGUGACAAAGACUGGUUUUUGAACCUUCCAACUGGUGAACGUGUUGUUGGCUCUGCAUGCGGCUCCGGCUGGGCAGCAGUUGUGACAAGCCGAAGAUUUCUCCGUUUGUUUUCUUCCGGGGGGAAUCAAGGUCAAAUCUUAUGGUUGAAUGGAGAUCCAGUAACAGUUGCCGGCAGAUCGCGUUUCUUGAUUGUAUUUUGCCACAGGUCACUUCCGUUGGUCGAUAAGACACAACAGUUAGACUAUGUUCUCUGGGACAUCGCGUCAUUUACUGUCAUAUCUCAGGGGCCGGCAUCAUGCGUUGGAAAAGGGGCCGCGCUUUCUUGGGCAGGCUUUAGCAGUGAUUGUGCACCAAUGGCAAUGGAUUCAGACGGAAUUAUGUCGAUGCUGACCCCCUGCAGCAACGAUGGAAGAAACUGGCAAUGGAUUCCUGUGUUGGAUACGCUUGGUUUGAGAAAGUCAUCUGAAGACAAUUUUUGGCCGAUAACAGUCCAAGAUGGGAGGCUCGUUUGUGUCCCUCUCAAGGGAAGUUCUACAUAUCCCGAUGCCGCACGCCGGCCCAUCACAGCCACUCUAGGAUUGAGGAUGCCCUUCGCAACAUCUUCGCCAGCCAAAUUCACGAUGUUGGAGGAGCUUUCCAUUAGGUCAAAUCUCGCUUUGUCUCAGAAACGAGCGUUGGAAAUAGACGAAGAUGAUGAGGAGUACGUUGGAUUAUGCGCACAAGUGGACAAAGUAACAUUAAAGCUUUUUGUCGGUAUGAUGGACGAGGGGAAAGUUGAGAGAGCUCUCGACUUAAUUGACCGGUUGCACCUACCGAAAAGCUACGAAAUAGCAGCUCGGAUGGCUGAGCACAACCGGAAGGUUGCCGAUUUGAUCGAAGAUGCGAAGCACAAGAAUUUUCCCCAAGAAGAGGACGAUACGAUGGGCCGUCUUGUUUGCAAUUCGGGUUCGCCAGAGCCAAGCAAUGAGGACCCUCACUUCGUAACUCCGGUCUCGAACCAACCUCUGCAGAAAAGGAAUAAAGCUUAUGGUGAUAGAACAUUCAAGAAACCUCGAAUCUAUUGA